UUUUUGUUUUACACUCAAUGGAUUUGGUUGAUGUUACUGGGCUGAUUUCAGUUGACCCAUGAGAGGCAUCCCCAUUUGAAAUUGAACAAAAAGCCGUCUCAACGUCCGUGAUUUGCUUCUCUCCGGCGAAUUCAAUCUCUUUUUUUUUUCCAGUGAAGAUGGGAGAACUACAGGUGGAAAAGCAUGUUAAGUACAUUUUAGCAGUUGAAAAGAGGAAAGAUGAUUUUGAGUCUGUGGUGAUGGAACAUCUGAGGUUAAAUGGGGCAUACUGGGGAUUGACAACACUUGAUAUUUUGGGGAAGCUUGAUGCUGUGGAUCAAGAUGAAGUUAUUUCAUGGGUCAUGCAGUGCCAACACGAAGAUGGUGGAUUUGGUGGUAACAUUGGACACGAUCCACAUAUGCUGUAUACACUUAGUGCUAUUCAAGUCUUGGCCCUAUUUGAUAAACUACAUGUUCUUGACGUUGAUAAAGUGUCAAGCUAUAUUGCAGGCCUGCAAAAUGAAGAUGGAUCCUUUUCUGGUGACAUGUGGGGUGAAGUAGAUACACGGUUUUCUUACAUUGCAAUCUGUUCUCUAGCAUUGAUGCGCCAGUUGGAUAAAAUUGAUGUUGGAAACGCAGUGAAGUAUAUUGUAAGUUGCAAGAAUGUGGAUGGUGGAUUUGGAUGCACUCCUGGAGCAGAAUCUCAUGCUGGGCAAAUUUUCUGUUGUGUGGGAGCUCUGGCAAUAACUGGUUCUCUGCAUCAUGUUGAUAAGGACCUCCUUGGUUGGUGGUUAUGCGAAAGACAAGUUAAAUCUGGAGGUUUAAAUGGGCGUCCUGAGAAGCUUCCCGAUGUCUGCUACUCUUGGUGGGUUCUUUCCAGCUUAAUCUUGAUUGACAGGGUGCACUGGAUUGACAAGGAGAAGCUUGCAAAAUUUAUUUUGGACUGUCAGGAUAAAGAGAGGGGUGGAAUUUCGGAUAGGCCUGAUGACGCAGUUGACGUCUUCCACACUUACUUUGGAGUCGCUGGGCUUUCGCUUCUUGAAUAUCCAGGACUGAAACCUAUAGAUCCUGCUUAUGCGUUGCCUGUUAGUGUCGUAAGCAAAGUUAUCCUUGGGAAAUAAUGCUGUGUCUUCCUUGAUUCUGCUGCAUGAUUGUUUUUGGUAUAAAUUACCAAAAUGUUUGGCGCUUGGAGAAGGUGAUUGGUGUUGUUAGAACUGAAGCACUGUUUUCAUCACCAUGGCUGGAUUCACGUUCCUAUGCCCUAUGCUGAGUAGAUAGGCCUUAUCUCUUGGUUCUUGUGCAACCCAUGUUCGGGUGAAAGUUAGAUAACAGUUUAAUAUAUAUCCCGUUGUCUAUAUUUCCACAUUUUUGUCUUUGUGGGCUCUUGAUUGAAGUAUUUCUCGUGUCUUGGGUUUUACGUCAUGGUGAGUUCAACACCCUGUGCUUCCUUUAGCCUCUAAUUGUAAGUACUCACACAGUUUCUAUUCCUUCGUGUGUUAAACAAUUAAAAGAGUAUUGGAUA
Molecule: messenger RNA, 1501 nt
Organism: Lycium barbarum (goji berry)
Lineage: Eukaryota; Viridiplantae; Streptophyta; Magnoliopsida; Solanales; Solanaceae
Product: geranylgeranyl transferase type-2 subunit beta 1-like
Exons: 10
Coding region: 159-1100 (313 amino acids)
Biological process (GO): protein geranylgeranylation
Cellular component (GO): Rab-protein geranylgeranyltransferase complex
Molecular function (GO): Rab geranylgeranyltransferase activity
Source: RefSeq, a predicted model, not a curated record